Messenger RNA from Phytophthora nicotianae INRA-310, 192 nucleotides. RefSeq lists its product as hypothetical. The transcript has a single exon. Lineage: Eukaryota; Oomycota; Peronosporomycetes; Peronosporales; Peronosporaceae. The record is from RefSeq and is a predicted model, not a curated record. Bases 1 to 192 code for a protein of 63 amino acids.
AUGAACGCCAAGGACAAUAGUGACCCAAGUGCCCUGAAACAUGGAUGGAUACCCCGAAUGACGCAACGCCCAGAACGAGCGAGUGAUGAAUACCCUGAAGGACGACCCAGAAUCCCGGAUGCCGAUGACUUCGAGUGGAGCACUCUGAAUGCCGACGGUAGCCUGAAGUACAUCCCGGAUGCCGGACCUUGA